AUAACAUAUGAUGCGGCAAUAUGUAUGCCGUUGGGAUCGUAGCGGAGCAGCGUAGGUAAUCGCGCACGUACCGGGCGUAGUGGCAAAAGACGGUCUUGGCUACGGUGGCAAAGUUUUCAGCCACCCUCACCUGAGGGCGCUACCAGCAGUGGUUCGAUGGUCCGAUCUUGCGCCCUUUCCACCAACGCACCGGCGGUCUUCGGCUGGCUCCUAUCAGUGAUACACCGAAUCAGCUGACGUUCAGAGCGCGCCAUAGUAGAAGGGCGCUGUUGUGUGUAGCAGUGAAGACGCGAGUGUUCGUGAGGGCCGCAGAUCCCGCGGACAAUCUAAUUGUUGUAGCCUAGUUUAACUGUGAUCGUCAAUCGGCCAACGGAAAUUGUUUGACUUACCGAAUGAGUCAGUGAGUUCAACGGAUUAGCCAGUUUUGUAGCAUUCACUCAGCUGAUAGCUUACCAGCGGUGCCGUUUUCGGUUUAGUGCUGUGCCUUGCACAGGAAGAAGGUAACGCCGACGCCGACAGUUAUUUAAUACUUAAGAAUCAUUAAUCAGCGAGUGGUUGGAUUGGCGAACACCGUAGUCGAAACAGAUCAGCACAAAGUGUUCAGUAAGUUAGUCAACUUGGUGGAAAAUCAGGCGAAGUUCGACGGUGUCACAGGACCCUGUUGUUGACAAACAAAAUCGCUGGAAAAGUCCUCUACUGUUCCUGCUAAGGGCUGAAAAGUAACAUUAAGCAUCAUCAUGCGAGUGCGCUUCAUUUCCGUACGGGGUCUCACUCGUAGUUCGAGUACUUCCCAGGUUCAGACUGCCGUAAUGGUUCAGCCAUGCCAGACAGCAAUACCCGAGACGCCCGCAUACCGUAUGCGACCUACAAAGCAACUAUUUACAGAAAAUCAGCAGGUGUUCUAUAAAGAACGCACUAUCAAGGUUCACUCGUGUGAAGAAUUGUAUAAGGAGUGGAAACAUACAAAACCUGGCUGGGAGAACGUGAGCGCCAACGGAUUCACACUAGAGGUUCCCUUCAUUCACACGGGUCUCGAUCGCGGACGUCAAGGCGGACCUAAUGUCGUCGCUCUUCACGGAGCUCCUGGCUCCCAUCGUGAUUUUGACAUGUUGAUUCCAGCACUCGACCAUGUUGGAGCCAAUGUCAUUGUCCCGACCUUCCCAGACUUGCACUAUUCCAUGAAAACACAGAAUUACUGGCACAGUCUUGAGGAGAAGACGGAUCUACUCAAAAGCUACCUAGAAGCAAUCGACGUCAAAGAGGUCGACAUUCUGCUAUGUCAUUCGUCGGCGAUGUAUUCAGCCAUUCAGGUGGCCCUCAACUCUAACAUUACGGUCAACUCUAUGGUCUUCUUUGCUCCGGCAGGCUGCAGACAGCUUACUCAGUUAAGUCCCCUUUCAUUGUUCCACUGGUACAAUCGAAAUUUUCGCCGGCCUUGGGCUCAGAAGCCAAUGAUGGGUUUUGCAGUUGCAAUUAUCGCCGCAUACUCGAAGCCUUCAACCGAUACAGUUGGAACUGUGACGUCCAUGAUGACCAUGAUUCAAAGCAGAUACGACGACGCCGAGCCUUGGUGUCGUCAGCUCCAUCAGCGGGGCGUCCCCACGCUACUUCUCUAUGGUAAACGUGACAAGCUGAUAGACGUGGCGAUCUCGGAGGAGAUGGCCGGUUACCUCGGCAAUCCACACAAGGAUACGUAUUACUUGUACUCGGGCAAAGACGACACCGAAGCUAUUAUGACCAGACAGGGCGUUUCAAACUAUAAGCUUCCCGAGGUGGUUUGUUUCGAACAUGGAUCACACUUCGCCUUCCGGAAGUUUCCCGAAACUUACAAUUUUCAUGUGGCCAAUUUCUUACAGAGACAUAUCCGCGAGACGCUCAAUAAGUGAGCAUGGUAAAUAUACUGUGUCCUGUAAGAUUUUGCGACGUAUGGCCUAGCGAUCAGCCGGCAGCUUUCUUUCGUAUUGGUCAAGCUAUCAGCAUGGAAUCGAUGACGCCUCAGUUUUAUUCACAUAGACGAUGCACGCCAAUUUUCGUUUCCUCGCGGUUCUCUAGGUGAAGUGUAUUAAUUGUUGCAGUGAAUCACUAGUAAACUUUUCAUUAGCGAACAGAAUGGAACUGAAGAAUUAUAAAUGCCCUAUAUACAGGCAUAUUUGACGCUUAAGAUGGAGGCGCAACGUAAACGUGUUUUCGGUAGUAAAUGCAUAGAUGUUAAUCCCUGUGGGUGUACGAGCGCUCCGGUACGAGUGGGUUACCACGCAAGGUACAGAUGAUGAAAAAGAAGGGUGAUGAUGACAAUUUUGGGCAUGAGGCAGAGAAAAAAAGACGCAAGUUCUACAGUAGUUGGUUGGUUGGUUGGUUGGUGGCGAAUGGUCGGAAAUAAACAAAUCAAUUGUUUGUUCACCUGCGAAGAUUUCUCUAGUUCAAAAUGUAUUCCACUUCUCGAAUGGAUAUGAUAAUGUAAUUGUCCUUCUUUCUACUUUAAUCUGUGCUGGAUUUACUGAACGAUCUCCGGAGUAGUCUAGAAACACCUGACUGUACGUUAGUCAAAUCGGCAAACUAAUUGUGAUAAAAAGGGUCUAUUCGAUUUGGUCCUAAUCGAAAAAUCAUAUGGUUACCAUACGAGUAGACAGCCGACCGAAAUUUCCUGCAAUCGUUUAGCUGCCCAUACGUAACCUACAACUGUGAAAUACAUAAUUAUUAUAGAAAUGAUAUAUACAACACCCAAAUACUCUGCUUUUAGUAUCUGCCCUCAUUGUGGUGUAGUAUUACUGCAAUGUACACAAUCUUAACGUUCUAUAAAAAUCACCAUCUAUUUUGGCGGUACCUAUAAAACAAAAAACACACGGCUAUAUUAUUCUAUAGCAUAGUAGGUAAUCAUUUAGGAGUACAAAUAAUAAGCAUAAAGAGUCCAGUCCAUUUUCCGACACCCACUGGCUACUUGUCGCGUGGCAUUACAUUAUCACGUCUAUUCGAAUGUAUUCAAGUAUAAAAAUGUCACCGAGGCGCCAGUGGGGGUAUUUGAUAAACCUGGAUGAGCGAUAAAAACCCGAGUGUUUCAAAAUAAAACGGAAUGAGGAAAAGGCCGCUGUUUCUCUGCGACCUGUGUGAUACUAUUAUCCCGUAUAUGCUGUAAGGCAGCCAUUUAAUAAAUACACACAAUGAUAAUCAUUAAAUGGCGUCUAUCUAUCGAUGACGACCUAUCGAUCUAACGAUGAGAACAACUGUCACCUGGCAACGUUUGCUAUUUUCUGUUGAUAUGUUAUAUAUCAAAUAGAGAUAUUUUAUUAGCUUUAGUGUGUUGUCCAUUUAUAUAUGGUUGCUGAUUGUGCGUCUCUCUAACCGGUGAAUACCAAAGGGCCUUUUUUCGAUUCGUCUAUGUUUCUUUCGACGUCGGCGAUAAACCAACACGAUCCACGUUAAUCUAUCAGAUAUGAACCGAUAACCUAUGAACUCCAUUGUGGACGAGCAAAAAUCAUUCUACCUUACUUAUAUCCUUCUAAUCGUAACAAAUGAUCCUGCUAUUGGUAAAAUCGUGGUUGACAACGUCAAUAUUUACAGACCUUGGGCUAUCUAGCGAACUGUCAAUGGAGUCACUUUUGUGUCGUACUUUCAUAUUGCCCGUAUGGAAUAAUACGUCAGGGGCACAAUGUCACCCGUGAUUUAACAUGGUAUGUUAGUAUAAUCUCUUCAAAUAUUUAGUAAGGCUUGCGUUUGUACCACAUAAAUAUUUGCUUGACACAGCAGUCAGUAAUGUUUAUUGGGUUGUUGUGCUUGGGUCAGUUUCGUCUUCAUAGUUUUCAGAUACGGUUGUCAGACAUUUGCACCGAGGGGUUACCUACCGAGAAGUUAGGGCCAGUCACGUAGCAAGGUUCUUCAUAGUAUCCUCUGUAAAGCAUUAACAUUCCUGAAAACUAUCCGAAACAUGGAAGCUUUUUGUAUUUCCUGUUUCGAAUUUCGCGGAAUUUCGUUUGUAUGGGUUUUGCAAUACUAAAUACUUUUCACAUAUCCCGAGUUCGUCACAGCGACACUAGCGGCAGAAGCCUACUUCGUUUAUAUUCGUUCCUAGCGAAUCGUAACCUUAUAGCAUAUUUCAAAUGAAUUUUAUGGGAUCGGUAUCAUUCGGUUUCUACCGGGUUGUGCUCUUAGUAAUGUCGAGUUGUCAACCUAACAAAGGACUCAGUGUUUCAUUUAAAUACUAGAACAGGCUCCCACUCAAGGCUUUGUAGUAUGGUUUUAACAAAAUUUGCCGUGUGUGGCCUGGUACCGUCGUAGAGAAGGGAUAUUUUUUCAUAUUAUUAACCCCGGAUUGCUUCGACAGCUUCCUGUCGAAGGUACCGAAAGUGCGCGUUUUCUCUACCAAACAUCAACUCUGUUUGAAGCUUGAACACAAACUGAAAUCACAGCACAAUGAAAGUACAACAAACUCCCGGAAGAGACAUGGUUUUCGAAUUGUAUAUUAAGUCAACGAUAAGUAGUAAAGAAGAAUGCAGAUAUUAAGUAAUUUGCCACAACUUGUGGUCCAAUUUAGAAACCUAUAUCUACCUAUUAUAAGUGCAUAUCAUCUAUUCGAACUUGUCUAAGUGAACCUGAAAAUUGUUGUAGUAUAGCUAACAGACGCUUUUUUGAUUUUCCAGAAUAUGUGCCCAGCUAGAAAUACGUUACGUGUCAGCAACGCGUGUUUACAAACUAGUUAGGUUCUCUCCGAUAUGUACGGUGGUGUGGUAAACGUGUUUAUGUCUAUGGUGUAUGCGGUUUUCGUAUUGUACUAAUGUGCUUCAAUAUGUUUUUUAUGAAAGGGUUUUUUUGGUAUGUUUUAUGAUUGUACGUAGUGCCUUUUGUGCCUAACCAUAAAUGAAUGAGCUUUGUUGCUAAGUUGGAGCUGUCGCGCUCGGAAUCAAGAUUUUCCAAAAAUUGUAACGAUAUCAAACUUACAUUUGUGUGCUUCGUUCUUUUCAAACAUAAAUCCAUGGUAGGCACCUCAUUUGGUAUGGUUGACGUUCUGAAAUUUUGAACACUUCACGCAGGUAAUCGACAAGUCCGCCGUAGUCAACAAACGUCGUCGUACUGUAUCUUUACAUAGUAUAACGCCUGGAACUAAGAGAUCUUGAUAUCACUUCAACUUUUGCCCAAGUUCUGGCAAACCAGAUAUCGACGGCUUGUCGGAAGAACGCGCACAGUAUUUAUUCAUUUCCAGUAAUUUAGGCAUAGUAUAUGUAAUUAACACUAAUCUGAUCUCUGUUGCAUUGCCCAAAUUUGACCCAUUUAUGCCGAUUGUGUCCUCAUACUCAAAAACCUACUCGUUCUAUCCGGGUUACAGAAGAACGCCGCAAUUUUGGCCUAAAAACGGAUCCUAUCCAGAUUUGGCGUUAUCUCAGCGGCCUAUUUACUUGCUAUGGCCCUUAUUUACCCUGACAAAUCAAGUGUGGGAUGGUAUUUUAUAUCACUGUGAUUCUCUUAUCUUCUUUGACAUUUGAUUUUUUAACUGUUUUUAUAACUUGUUUCCGGAAUACCUCCUAUACCUUCUUUGAGUUAGCCAAAACUCCGGUCGAGACUAUUUCGAAUUCGUUUAAAUUCCAUCUUCCCUGUCAGUUAUCAUGAUUUUAUAUUCGAAUAAAUACUACUGAAUACUUUUGGUAUCCCAGUCA
Varroa destructor (honeybee mite) is the source of this 5645-nucleotide messenger RNA. RefSeq lists its product as uncharacterized. The record is from RefSeq and is a predicted model, not a curated record. NCBI's taxonomy places the organism in Eukaryota, Metazoa, Arthropoda, Arachnida, Mesostigmata, Varroidae.